Fomitiporia mediterranea MF3/22 is the source of this 1198-nucleotide messenger RNA. RefSeq lists its product as uncharacterized. The transcript is spliced from 6 exons. The record is from RefSeq and is a predicted model, not a curated record. The coding region runs from base 294 to 545 and encodes 83 amino acids. NCBI's taxonomy places the organism in Eukaryota, Fungi, Basidiomycota, Agaricomycetes, Hymenochaetales, Hymenochaetaceae.
ACCCCUUUCUUCUUCGAACCAUCAUCUGGCUUUCUAAACCAGCCACAUAACUCAGUUGCAUCUUGUCUACGUUGCAAAUGCUGCUCCGGGGAAUUCGAAUGCGUACAAUGAUAUGUAGAUCUACUACCACACGACACGCGCGAAUACACUGGCUGGGAUAUAUCUUUAUAGAAUAAGGUGCGGAUGUGCUUACGGCUCGAAUAUUGAUAAUGGCAUCUAGACCUACUACCGCACGAUAUGCACGAACAUACCCGAAUAGAAUGAAGUGCGGAUGCGUUCACAGCUCGUAAAACAUGGAAUAUGACCGUUCGCUGUUGAAGCAUGUUCGCAAUGCUAUGAGGAGGAGAGCGAAUGCACGAUUCUUUCAGGAGUCCCGGACCCGAACGAUGAAUGGGAGAAGGGAUGAAAUCGAUGCGAAAAUGACAGAUGUUUUCACGCGUCGAUACAAUAGGAACCAAGGAGAUGUUUCGAAUGAAGUGAAUGGACAACCCACCAGCGAAUGUAUCCGCAAUGCCGGAAAAAGUUAUGGCAAUGUUCUGCACUAAUUGACAUAACCUCCCCGUACAAUUGUUGAAGCACAGACUCUACGCCCCCUCCGAAUCUGAGAUGUUGGAGGCGCCUCUUCAAAAGCGAGAAACCCAGCUCUAUUGGAUUGAAAUCCGGAGAUGUGGAAUAGAUAGGAGGUCAGUUAUCCAUGACCAAAAUAGAGCCACGCUCUGCACGGUUUACAACCCUCUCAAUGAAUUCAAGAAAUGAUGCUGCAUUGAAGGCACCUUCGACGAUCGAACAUUCAAGCAUACCGUUCAGCGUCAUUGCAGGGAGAACAGAGUACCUACAAGAAGAAGAAUUAGCACUUUCAAAGGCUUUCUUGCGCAGAUAUGUACGACGGUCACAAGCACUCUCGUCGAUGAAAACGAGCCGCUUCAAGAAUCUUUUGUUCCUACAGACUUUGCCCAUCUCAAGCCGAUAUUUGAUACGUUCCAGCUCACUGUGUUCAGCUGCCCUUUUCGAGAUCUAUGGGGAGGUCUUUUUCUUUUUCUUUGCCUUUGCCUUUGCCAUUCGAGUACCGAUGCUUACCCUCUUCAUUGUAAAUCCUACCCAACACAGUGCCCUCCAUACUGUAGUAUCUGAUACUUCUUUCCCGCAUGCAUUGCAAAGUUCAUCUCUCAAUUCCAAUAAAAAUAGGUUGCAUUGCUGG